Messenger RNA from Moneuplotes crassus, 366 nucleotides. The record is from the annotation of a GenBank genome assembly. NCBI's taxonomy places the organism in Eukaryota, Ciliophora, Spirotrichea, Euplotida, Euplotidae.
UUAAAAACUAGCUAAUGGGUGGCAACAUUUGAAGUAUCUGUAGCAACGGAGGAGCAGCUAUAAGUCUUUGUCAAGCUGAAAAAGGCGAUAUUUUAUUAACCACUGACCAUGAGACUAAGUUGCAGACAAAUAUAAAGGAUGAUAAGGAGUUUUAGAGUAUCUCAACUAUCUCAAUACGACCAAUGGGGAGAAAUAAUUAUUCCUGCCGAUAGUACGUUUGCCAGAAACACAAGUUCUUCAUCUCUCAGACAUUCAAGACCUCAAACGUCAAAUCUCGGCCCAGAUCCCACAGUCAAUGAGGCAAUACCGUUUGAGAAAGACGAGGGCAGCUAUAUGUCUGAAUAUGCUAUCUAAUUAAAACACUAA